AUGGCUAUGGGGAUCCACUUUUUCCACAUCUUUUCUUUGGCUAUAUGUUCGAGUGGAUUAUGGGAUUGCUUUCAUCAACAACUUCCUUCACAUUUGCUUCGAGGAGGCCAUUACCAAUUCCUAACUAAUAUCUCACUAAUGCUCACAAUGGCAUACAUUAUACUAUCGAUGUUCCAUAUCAAGUGUCCAACUUUCUACAAUGCCGUGACUAAUUUGGAAUUUGCAGUGACCGUGACUUAUUGGAUGUUGUUUCUCAUCUUUCCACAUCUUUUGAAUACAAAGACACUCCCACCUACUUUUCAGUUGGAUUUCAAAAUUCAUCUUUGGCCAUACUUGUAUUUACUCGUAUUGAAAGAGAGAAGUAGUAUAAACGGAGUAGCUUUGUCUGGGGUGAUACUUAUCAUUUAUUCGUUAUAUGUUGAGUUAAUUGUGGCGACCGAUUCCACCGGUGUGAGUAAAUUUGCGUACCCAUUCCUCAACAAGUACUCCUUCUCUGGAAGAUUUGUAUGGAUGCUUGCUAUUUGGGCCAUUAGUAGUGCAAACUACAUUGUAUUGAGAUACAUAAAAAGGAUAUAG
Molecule: messenger RNA, 576 nt
Organism: Lodderomyces parapsilosis
Lineage: Eukaryota; Fungi; Ascomycota; Pichiomycetes; Serinales; Debaryomycetaceae
Exons: 1
Coding region: 1-576 (191 amino acids)
Cellular component (GO): endomembrane system; membrane
Source: RefSeq, a predicted model, not a curated record